Molecule: messenger RNA, 801 nt
Organism: Anthostomella pinea
Lineage: Eukaryota; Fungi; Ascomycota; Sordariomycetes; Xylariales; Xylariaceae
Source: the annotation of a GenBank genome assembly
AUGGCCGGCCAACAAGAGCCCGAGAAGGCGGCUGAAAGGGGCAACAACGACCACCUCGUCACCUCGGACAGCCAUGCCCACCCAGCAAAUCUGAUUCCUUCGCUAUGCGCCAAGUUCUGGACCCUGGGCUGGGUCACGGGAACAGGGGGAGGAUGUUCGAUCCGCGACGGUGACCUCGUGUACAUCGCGCCCUCAGGCGUGCAGAAGGAGCUGAUGCAGCACUCGGACAUCUACGUGCUUUCGCUCGCCGCGCAGGCCGACCUCAAAAACCGGACGUACCUGCGGUCGCCGCCGAGCCUCAAGCCCUCGCAGUGCACGCCGCUGUUCCUGGCGGCCUUCACGCGCCGCGGCGCCGGCUGCUGCAUCCACACGCACUCGCAGUGGGCCGUGCUGGUGACGCUGCUGCUCGAGACACAAACCCCCAAAAAUGACCGGCUGUUCGAGAUCAACAACAUCGAGCAGAUCAAGGGCUUCGGCCGGGGCUUCCAGAUGCAGGGGAACCUGGGCUACCAUGACACCCUGCGUAUACCCGUCAUCGAGAACACGGCCCAUGAGGAGGACCUGACCGAGUUCCUGGAGGAGGCUAUGGAUAAGUAUCCGGAUACGUAUGCCGUGCUGGUUCGCAGACAUGGUGUGUAUGUCUGGGGCGACAAUGUGCACAAGGCGAAGACCAUGUGUGAGAGUCUCGACUAUCUCUUCCAGCUGGCAGUCGAGAUGAAGAAGCUUGGCUUACCAUGGAUAAGUGACGUCCCGGAGACACUGCCAGCCCCAAAGACCGCAGCCCCGGCGAGCAAAAACUAA